Messenger RNA from Orbicella faveolata, 2323 nucleotides. RefSeq names its product substance-P receptor-like. Gene Ontology annotation, molecular function: G protein-coupled receptor activity. Gene Ontology annotation, biological process: G protein-coupled receptor signaling pathway. Gene Ontology annotation, cellular component: plasma membrane. The record is from RefSeq and is a predicted model, not a curated record. NCBI's taxonomy places the organism in Eukaryota, Metazoa, Cnidaria, Anthozoa, Scleractinia, Merulinidae.
UUUUUUUGUACCCCCUAGCUUGAAGGGAACAAAAUAUUUUGACCUGCGUACUUUUUUUGCCAUAAUCGUUUACUCACCGGACCCAAACGUUGCGCCAAGUUUGAGCGAAAUCGGUGAUUUAAGCUGUAUCACCUCCUGCCUGUUUCUGCCUGGUUUUCUCUUGGCACUAACUCUUAAUAGACUAGAUGUCGUCACAACUGUCUUAUCUUGUAGAGAAAGCUUAAGGUAUUUCUUUCAUUAUCAGUAUAGUCGCGCAUUCAAAUUCAAUACUGAAAGUGUUGAAGAGGAAGCAGCACAGAUAUACGUACGGCAACUGGUAGUGACAUGCUUAAAGUUAGACUGCUUCACAGUGUGUCAUCUAAACAAUUCAGUAUAGUCAUAUCAUUACAAGCGAUAAUUAUCCAUGACAAUAAACUUCAAUUUAUGUUUCUCUCUAGUAAACACGACAAUCUUCGUUAAAGAAACACACUUCCAGCUGCUUUGGUUGCUGCAUGUUGCUUACAUUGCCACAUUUCUUGCGUCUCUGUUCGGCAACUCAGUCAUCAUUCACAUAAUACGAACAGAUAACUCCAUGAAGACCACUACCAACUAUCUGAUUUUGAAUCAAGCAUGUGCAGAUCUUAUGAUCACCUUAGCAGAGGGAAUGAAUGUCAUUCAUUACAGUUUGAUGAACAACUCAUGGUUAGGAGGGCUCCUUGGUUUGAUCACUUGCAAGGUAUUCCUUGCAGUUAUAUUCAGCUUCCACAUGUUUUCACUUUGGGUCCUUGCAACGAUUGCCGUUGAACGUUUUUAUGCAGUAACGCGACCUUUGAGAUCUUCACCCGUGUCUCAACAUUUAAAGAAAAUAAUUUUUCUUCUUUGGGCUACGUGCCUUGCUACUCCUUUAAACUUCCUUCAGAAUGCAAGCUUCAAAAAAUUAAAUGACUGUUAUUACUGUGACUUGACAGAUGUUCUACAAGAGUGGACAAUUAUUAAUAUCAUCACCGGUGGUUUGCUGGCAUUCCUGCCUUUUUUGGUAAUAGCAGCCCUUUACGCAAAAGUGUGUCUCACACUUUGGUCACGUCAAGUUCCAGGAGAGGGAUCCAGUCAGAAUGCACAACAAGUUGAAGCCGUAAAAACGGCAAGAAAAGUUACCUUGAUGAUGAUCGUUGUUACUGUUUUUUAUAUAGUGUGUUGGCUUCCUUUGUUCAUAUCAGUUAUUCUGGAGUAUAUAAACUAUUUGGAGCUAAACGGAAGCCUCCUUUUAUUUGUUCUUUGGUUAAUAUCUACUUACAGCGGACUUAACCCUUACGUUUAUCUCACGUUUAAUCAAAAAUUUGGGAAUGGUUUCCAUAAGUUAUUUAGGAAUUGCCGGAGAAAAAUUAAAAUUCGCAAUCUUAACGUUGUUUCUUUGCGAUUCCAAAGCUUUGAACUUGAGCAUAUGUGAUAGGAUAAAAAGAAACAUUCAUUUUAGUUUGUCUGUGUUUCUUGCUAAGGAUAACGAACGGAAGUUAUUUACCUGCAUGCAUAUGGGCCAGGGUUACAUUUUGCAGGGUAUGCUGCGUGGAAGUCAGACUGAAAAGUCAGAAGCAAAAUACAAACUGUUAUUUUCAGAUGUUUGACAUAACCUUACUUAAAAACAAAACAAAAAGAGCAACAACAACAACAAAAACAACAACAACAAUAACAAUAACAACAAAAAAGAGCGAAUAGAAAAUAUGCAAAGCUUUCCUUCAAUGCAAUUGCCGUGUUUUCGUUACACAAUAAUACAAUCUAGGUGGCCAAUAAAGGUGCGCGCAAUAUUUAGGUAGUGUUGUCAACAAAUGUCAUUCGUCCCAUAAUGUAAAUAUGCAAAACUUUUCCCAGAUCGAAGAAUGUCCUUUCAUUAAUCAACGUUUUCUUACUUGGAAUAUCAAUCCCAUAUUGAAUUCAUAAAUUGCUGUAGGUAGCAACAGCAACCUUGCAUGGCUCAAAAAGGAGAAGACGAUUAUAAAGUGCCCCAGUGAACUGAUAAACCUUUAAAAAUUGUGGGGAGUUAGCUAGAAAAUUCGUUUAGUAGACAAUUUAAUAUGGAAAGGUUGGAGAAGUCCUCCGUCCAGUAAUAGCCGAUGUAGGAAUCUAGACUACAGUGUUCAUAUCAAAAUUAUGAGAGACCUGGGACAGCGAAGAAAUCAUUGGGACUCGAAUGGGACGCAGAAAAAAAAAAAAAAAACCUCUUUGAUUGAAAAAUAUUCUGGCUCACUGUGUUGGACCAAUAGACAAAAGCGUAUGGAACACAUAAUAAUCAACUUUAUUUAUUGAGGGUAGCACACAACAGUAAUAACUGAAAAACCAGUGGCCCUCA